GCGCUGUGUAACAUUCGCUAGUGUUCGCUCUCCCAACCAAUCAGCAUUCAGCUUUCAAGUCAGAUUCGCGGACGGGGCCCGCAUACAACAUCGGAGGAGCCUAGCGCCAGUCACCGAGCACCUGCCUCUCUUGCCAGUGAACUGUGUUGAAAGAAUAUUAAGAAAACUAAUUUUUCAUCCUCGACCCAUUCCGGACUGUUCCCAAGCAACCUAAGUGCCAAUCGAUCACAAAUACAACGCUCUGGGAUCAAUAGAACAGGAGCGCAUUGUUGUCACUGUUGAACCGGUACUGUACUAUCAAUCCCUGCUAUACACCACAACAUGUCAGGAAGUGGGUCAAGUGUAGUUCAGGAGGUCAAGGCCACCGAAGAAACUGCCAAGGACGUGGUGUUACAACUUGAAAAUGCAUCUACGGUGCAGGAUGAAAAUAAACCUGCCGACAGCGAAGAAAACACCGUUAGUGGAUGUGGAAGGAAGAAUGUAAACAUAACAAAUGUUGGAUCAGUGCCCGGAGAUAGUGAACCCAUGCAACUCACUGAUGGUGGCAUUCCUGAACAGGAAGGGAGAAGCAUGGAUGUAGACGAUAAUCCCGACGCUGAGGAUGACAUAACUAUUCAUGAAAAUGAGGUAUUUGAAUUUGAAAAGGAAGGUGAAAUAGAUGAGGCUGAAGAGUCAUGUUUCAAAAUUGAUAAAGUAUACAGCGUGACGAGUGAACAACACGACGACAUAGAACCAAGCGAAACGAAUGAAGAUAAACAAAGAGAAGAAAAGAGUGAACUAAAUGUAAAUGAAGCGAACGAAUCAGCGAAAUAUGCAGAUAAAGGCGAGCGACUGCAAACUAAAGAUGUAAAGAAAGAAAUCAAGGAAGAAGCAAAGAUGAAGGAAGAAAAACAAAUCAAGCCGAAAGCACCGCGGCCGGCCCUAGCGAAGGUGCCCUCGCUGACUGGUGGGGUUGGGGGAGUCCGCAUGCUGGGAGGGGGGGUGCGAGGCACCAGUAUGCCUCUUAUAGUAAGUAUGGGUGCUGGUAACCCUGGGAUUCCUCUUCUGCCAGCAGGACUUCCACCAGGGCGAUACGUCAUCCUCCCAGGAACCUCAACUACCUCCAAAACCAACAGCUGCGCCACCGUCACUACAAUGUCUGCCAAUUUGACUCCCCGUCUGGCCACCAGUGUUGCUGCGAGCGCCACACGGAACCUUGUUGCCGCGCAGAAAGCUCUCACAACUCCCCCCAAUCCCCCCGCCGCCAUCGUCCCCCAGCCCGCGGGAGGCACCAAGAUGUACACACGUGAGCGCGGCCGCCGUAAGUCAUACACAGCCGGAGAAAAAUUAGCUAUGAUUGAGGCGGUAGAAGCCGGGCAGAGGAAGAGUGUGGUGGCAGAUCGUUUUGGUGUUGCACCCUCUACUCUUGCAUGCAUACUGGCUCAGAAAAACAAAAUACGAGCAGAACAGGACAACCUGGCUCGCCGGCGUGUUCGUCACCCGAAAUAUGCUAUACGAGAUGACUUGCGCGGUAAGGGGACUACUGCUGGCAUGUCCACACUGCGCCUCAGCCCGCCCACAGAUCACCCAUUCACGCACUUUCUCGCCCCACUAUCCGCACCCACACCCACACUACUAGAUACUCAACCUGAAGAGAUAAUUGCAGUUCCAGACCUGGUGGAACGGAUGACUGGUGGGACCUCUGGCGGCAGCUCCUGUAAGGCUGAUGGUUCCGGUGAUGGAGACGAUGACGACGGCAGCAUGGGGAUAAAUCUCUUGGACACGGAGACCUCGAUGGAGCCUUCUGAGUACCUGCACGACCACCACGACAUGAAGAGCCGAGUCUUCCACCAAACCACACAGCUCGCCCCUGAUGAUGUUGGGGAUGACACUACAACACAGGAUACCUCAGGUACACCAUCCUCGCCCACUCCCAGUAACCAAGGUUUAGUUGGACCAUAUCUCCUGAAGAAGGAGACUCACUGUUCAACAGUGUUGGAUCAGCUACUUAGAGAUGAUACCUACACUGAUGUAACACUCACAGCUGAGGGACAGAGUUUAAGAGCACACAGGGUUGUCUUGUGUCUGGCCAGUCCAUACUUCCGUCAAGUUUUGAGUCGUGAGUUAAAUAUACAGAGCGUCGUCCUUCUGCGGGAUAUCAAGUUCGCUGAAUUACGCAACAUCAUUCAUUUCAUUUAUACAGGAGAAGCUACAGUAGAUGCAUCAGAGCUUGAAUCCUUCAUGAGAACAGCUGAAAUGCUUGAGAUUUCAUCACUGUGUGAAGGUCAGAAAUGUAUAACAGGUCGUGGUAUGCAGCCACAUGGCAGCUUCAGCUCAGGGUUUAGUAUUGCUGACUUUGAACGGCUUGUUGGAACUAAAAGAUCAAGAAAAGAAACCUCACCCACUCCAAGCAAAACCCGGAGAGUUUCAGGUGAGGGUCAAUCUUCUAGGUGUUCAUCAGCUGAACCAACAGCCACCAACAACCCAUUAUCACUCAUAAAAGAAGAACCUGACUGUGAGAAUAAUACUACAUUUCAGAAAAAAAAAUCCAAAAGUUUAAAAGAGAAAGAAUUGAUAGAUAUAGAAGAAACAAAUGAAGAAGCAGGUGGGGGUGGAAGAACAAGAAGAGAAUCCUCUGGGUCUGUGGGAGGAUUUGCAGCCAUUGCAGGUGUUCAGAAGGUUUCAUCUGAUACAGAUGAUGUUGGUGAAGUCUUUCCCUCUACUUCUGAAUCAUCACCAAACUCACAAGGAGAAGAAUCCCAAACACAGAGUCCAGUUGCUAGUGUCUCUGACACAAUAGCUGCUCCGGGAAGAUGUCCGUAUUGCCCUCACCUAACCCAAAAGUAUGAAGGAGUGGCGAUGAUGCGACAUCUACUGGUAUCACAUCCUUGCAAGCCGGCUUUUCCCUGUGACUCUUGUUGGCGUGUGUUUGUGAAGAGAAUAAACUUCAAGAAUCACCAACAGAAAUGCCAGACAUCUCUCAGUUAGGUCUUGUAUUACUAGAGUGUAAACAUGGAGUUCACGAGCUUAUAUUUUACAUAUACAGUAAUCCCUCACCAAUUGUAGGGAUUAUAUUGGAGAAUUCUCCUGCAGUUGGGUUGGCAGGGGCUGGGUCUAAUGGGGAAUAAGGGGUUUAGAGAAAUGACCCCUGUGAAACAUAGCUAAAGUCGUAUAACGAACACCUCACAGUUAAAAAUAAGUACGGGUAUCCCUCCAGUUACAGAAGGUCAAGUUAUGAAAAUUACAAUAAUGGAAUAGAAAAGUGUGAAAAAAAAUUGAGAUAUAGAAGAAAAUUUUGCAUAACAAAAUAUCUUACAGAAGUUUCUGGAGAAGGAAUGGGGAAAAAUAUAUAACUAUUGCUAACUUCCAAUAUUUCACUUCACUAAUUGACUACAUAAGACUGUAUAUAAAGACAUUAAGAACAUUUCUAUACUUCAGUGACAUACAUUAUUUAAAAUGUAAUAGCCAUCUGGGCCAACAGGGAUGAUACAGGAAGGCUGGCACCACUGUACCAGUUACUCAAAGUGCUGCCACAUCCCUUAGGGCAAUGUAUACUAGACUGUCUGUAACAUUAUGAGAGAAAAAACUAUUAUAUUCAAUUUAUUGACACAUUAAGUUACACUGUACUGUAAUGUUGCACCAUUAUGUUUGGUGGCACAGGAGAUGCAACAUUAAUAUAAGGAAAUUUUUUUAAGGAUUUGUGCCACCUCCCUGCCAGUACUGUACACUAAACCAUUGAUGUAUCAAAACUUGCUAUAUUUGUGAAGUGUUUGUCUUAUAAUCAUAAAGAAACUUACACAAGGAUAUUAAUUAUGGGAGAAACUUUACUGUACAAUACCCUAGAAUAUGUCCAAACAGUGGCAACUUAAAUACAAAACACAGUUGAUAGAUUAAAGCGUUCUGGACAAAGUGUCUUUGCAUCCCUACUUGUUUACUUGGCUCUGCACCAACAGUCAUUCAUCUCACAUAGACCUUGUAUCAACUAUCUAAACUUGGCUGUUCUUUUCUGAUUUAUCAGUGCAUCCCUUAUAACCUUAAGUGCAAAGCAAGUACUAAUCCUUUGAGGAUGGUGAUGGCAGCCCUCUGGUCAUUACCCACUAGAUGGGAUAAUAUCAGAAGACAUCAUAAAAUAUUUGAAUUUUGCUUACCACAAAUUUCUGGUUUACACUAUCAAAGGCAGUUACCGGGAGAACAAGUAAAGAAUUACUCCAAUCCCAUGUAGCAACUUCAUGAGUGGACACAUGACUUUCGGAAGCCAACCCACCACCAUGAUCUUCCUCCUCAUCACUCAAAUUCCCCUAAGAUUUAUUACCGUAGAUUCACUUGUCAAACCUUGAGGAAAGUCACUACAAUAUACUCUCAUUUAUUCAACAAAAAAGGGGUUCUGGGUCACUUGGAUUACCGAAAAAUCUUAAUUAACCGAGUUUGGAAUAUUUUGACAUUGUUCGACAAUUUCUGAAUUUUUGUGUUCAAUUAUUCAUUUGCUUUUGUUCAGUUUUUGCACCUUGCCUUGGCUGUCACAUAAAAUAAUUUUGUUAUAAUUACUGUGCAAACAUAUAUAUUUUUUUCUAUGUAUGUACAGUAAUAAUAAAGUAAAUAAUAGAGUAAUAAAUAAAUGUAACACUGCACGGUGAGCUGACAAGGCAAGGAGUGAGGUGAUAGGCGAGAGAUGAGGUAACGAGGUAGGAGGUGCGGUGAUGUGAUAAGGCAUUUACACAGCACAUUGUCUUAUAGCAAUUUAAUAUCUAAUUCUAUUUUAAAAUUAUUUGAUACAUGAUGGCUAGAUUUAGCGACUUUUGCAGUUAGACAACUGAUCAGUGAAUAAACCAGAGCAUAUGGAGAUGCACAACACAUUACAAUAAUAUUUAUUAAGUUCUGAGUGGUAACAACAAUGGUGCUUGAGAGAUGGUGAGUGCUAGCAACAUUGUUAGGGGAAGUAGGAAUGAUCAGCUGUUACUUUUACCUUUUGUCCUCUUUGCCACUGAUCGGCUCAUUAGCCGCUUGGGUGGUCGGUCACAUUUCUGUCAUGCACUGUUGGCAAGUACUGGGUAUGCACUGACUCCUGAAUGUACCUGAACCUGCUCCAGU
Messenger RNA from Homarus americanus (American lobster), 5067 nucleotides. RefSeq lists its product as uncharacterized. Gene Ontology annotation, cellular component: nucleus. The coding region runs from base 322 to 2967 and encodes 881 amino acids. The record is from RefSeq and is a predicted model, not a curated record. Gene Ontology annotation, molecular function: DNA binding; protein binding. NCBI's taxonomy places the organism in Eukaryota, Metazoa, Arthropoda, Malacostraca, Decapoda, Nephropidae. The transcript has 9 exons. Gene Ontology annotation, biological process: regulation of transcription by RNA polymerase II.